AUGGUGCUUUACAGUCAUGUGAGCCCUGCCGGCGUUCAAAACAACGAUGUGAUCAUGAACGACCCUGCUUCUAGUCCCGGGUCUCUGGGAGGCGGGCGUAUCUUUGCGACUGCAGAGCCUCCAUCUGCGUUACCCGGUUAUCUAGGAUCGACAAGUUUUGCGGCUGUUCUGACAGAGCAUCGAAAUGAGAUCCCUUUUGAGCCUGAAGAGACUACAGAUUCAUAUCCGGUCCUAUCAGUGGAGCCGGAGCGGGCCCAAUCUGGGGCCGACGUGUUACUGUUCCUCUAUAAUCUCACCUUCCGCCAAAGCCUGGUUGACAAGUUCUAUCUUCGAUCAUGGAAUGCCGUCGUACCCAAAAUUGUUCUAGAUGCUAUACUCACUUCCAUACAGGAGAUCUUUGGUGGAUUAAAUGCCAAUGAUCCAAUGCCGCAGCUGCGGAAUUUGGCCACUUUGAUCUUCCAGAACUCUUCACGGGCAAUGACAACUCAUCAGGCAAUGACCGUUCAAGAGUAUUGUGCUUCCUUCACAGGCCGCAAUUUACGUUGGGAGGCACUGGCAAAUAUCUUUUCUGUCUGUGGCCAGCAGCUUGUCAUCACACCGGAUAAUGAUCCCGAGGUCUCCCAGGAGAGCACUAUAUGUCUGAAUUUCUGUGAUCAGGCUUCGUCGGCCAAUGAGCUCCUGGCAUAUCUGCAAUAUAAUGAUGUCAUGCUUUUAACACAGCAGUAUGGCGAUUCAAGCUACAAGGCAUGGCGUCGACUGGGUGAUUUGGUCGCUACAAUCUAUGCGGCAGGAAUCCAUCUUGAUACGGACAGUUCCGAGAAUUGUCCCUUUUUCCUUCGCCAAUGGCGCAGAGGAUGCUUUAUUUCGGCUUUCUAUAUGGACAAGAUGAUGGCAACUUUUGUUGGUCGACCACCUCUCAUGAACUACCGAUAUUGCACUCUAGUCCCACCACUUGAUCUGAGUGACGAAGAUCUAGUUGCGGGCGGAGAGACUCUUGAACGAGCAAUUUCCGAUCUUGAUAGCAAUGGCUGGAACACAAAAGGUGUUCGGAAUCGACUGAGCACCUCGCGAGUUAGAUUUCAUCUUGCCGUUUCAAGAGAACAGACCCUUGAUAUUGCAUUAGGGACCCCUGAAAGUCGCAGUCUUGUCCGAAAGUCAAACGAAAUCGAAGAGAAUAUGCGAACGAUCUGGGCUGCAACACCGGAUUAUCUUCGAUAUGAUCGCGAACAAGCCCAUGACUUCCAUCAUGGGUGGUUGACGAUCGUUUACCUAUAUCUUAAUUACCUUUACACCUGUUUCCUCCUUCAGAGAGCUCUGAUCAAGCAUACUAAUACCGGAAGAGCUGCGCUUUGUGAUGUAUCCCGCCGCGUCCUUGCCAUUGUCAUUACUAUCACUUCGCAACGACAUCCCAUGGUGGAUCUUGAUCGACAUUAUUCUUGGAUUGCUCUCACAUAUGGCCUUCCAAGUGCCAGUGUUCUUCUCGUAGAGCUUCUGCACCAGUCCCAUGAGCCCGGGCCCCAUGCCGUUGCUCUCCCCCGCGCAGAACUGAUCCGAAAUAUCAGCGUCUUCAUCUCAUUACUAUCCUGGGUAUCACGACCUGGGCAUGGAAACUAUCAUACAUGUCGCGAGGCGGAAAAGAAACUAUCUCGCAUUCUCGAUCAAUUGUUGGACCCCCAGCCUGUCCAGGCAGAUAUGGUCCACGAUGUUACUUCUGGCCUGUCUAGCUUCUUGGAUUGGUCGAACUACAAUGCUUGGGACUUUAAUACGGAAUACUUCCCCAGUGCGGAUGGGUUUGCCCCUUGA
Messenger RNA from Penicillium malachiteum, 1803 nucleotides. RefSeq names its product putative C6 transcription factor. Gene Ontology annotation, molecular function: DNA binding; zinc ion binding. The transcript has 6 exons. The coding region runs from base 1 to 1803 and encodes 600 amino acids. Gene Ontology annotation, cellular component: nucleus. Gene Ontology annotation, biological process: DNA-templated transcription. The record is from RefSeq and is a predicted model, not a curated record. NCBI's taxonomy places the organism in Eukaryota, Fungi, Ascomycota, Eurotiomycetes, Eurotiales, Aspergillaceae.